Messenger RNA from Acanthopagrus latus (yellowfin seabream), 16574 nucleotides. RefSeq names its product FAT atypical cadherin 3a (gene fat3a). Gene Ontology annotation, molecular function: calcium ion binding. The transcript has 31 exons. The coding region runs from base 144 to 14114 and encodes 4656 amino acids. Gene Ontology annotation, biological process: homophilic cell-cell adhesion. Gene Ontology annotation, cellular component: cell-cell junction; plasma membrane. NCBI's taxonomy places the organism in Eukaryota, Metazoa, Chordata, Actinopteri, Spariformes, Sparidae. The record is from RefSeq and is a predicted model, not a curated record.
CGCAGAGAACAGUGCGCGGAGCGGGCAGUCUGCAGUCUAUCAGUCUUGGAACGGAUUUGCUGGUGUGGAUGGUACUCAGUCGGACGGACUUCUCACCGGGUUGGAUUAAAAUCGCAUCAUGACUGGGAAGGAAUGAUAAUGGGAUGGAUAUGAAUAUGGGCCAGUGGGCAGGCAUGCGUGCCCCUCUCCUUGGCCUGGCCCUACCGCUGCUGUUGCUGCUCUUCAAGCCACCAUCUGGCUAUGGCCAGAACAUCCAGGGAGGUCCUCAGGAUGGACCUCACUUCAGCUUCACUCAGGCUGUAUACCAUGCUACGGUUUACGAGAACUCAGCAGCACGCACCUAUGCCAACAGUAAAGUUAAAAUGGGCAUCCACCUGGCACAGCGCUCCUGGGAGAUUCGCUAUAGAAUCACCUCAGGUGACGAUGAAGGGUUUUUCAAAGCAGAGGAGUAUAUGCUAGGGGACUUCUGCUUCUUACGGAUAAGGACUAAAGGUGGCAAUGCAGCUAUCUUGAACCGAGAGAUUCAGGAUAAUUAUGUAUUGACAGUAAAAGCCUCUGUCAAGGGAGAGGCCCUCCUUGAGACCUGGACUAAAGUCAGCAUCCAGGUCUUAGAUAUGAAUGACUUGCGACCCUUGUUCUCACCUACCACGUACUCUGUCACCAUAGCGGAGAGCACCCCUCUCAGGACUAGCAUAGCACAAGUUACUGCCACAGAUGCAGAUAUUGGCUCCAAUGGGGAGUUUUAUUAUUUUUUCAAGGAGAAAAUGGAGCUGUUUGCAGUACACCCAACCAGUGGAAUAGUGUCUCUCAGUGGAAAGCUCAAUGUUGAUGAACAGAACCGGUACGACUUAGAAAUCCUGGCUGUAGACCGCGGCAUGAAGCUUUAUGGAAAUAAUGGGGUCAGCAGCACAGCCAAGCUUUUUGUCCACGUAGAGCGUAUGAAUGAGCAUGCCCCAAUCAUGAAUUUGGUCACCUACAGCCCCUCGUUACCUGUUAAGAACUCUUUGUAUGUUAUGGUCACUGUUGAGGACCUAGAUGAAGGCUUAAAUGGAGAAAUUGACUCAGUGGUUAUUGUUGGUGGAGACCCCUCAAAUAAUUUUUUCGUAGAAAGAACUGAGGAAGGUGAGUUUGCCAUAAAGGCGUCUAGGUCAUUAAACUGGGAGAUUUACCCAUAUGGAUGUAACCUCAGUUUACAAGCAAAAGAUAGGGGAACCCCACAGAAAUUCUCUGCCGUUAAGGUUGUCCGCAUUACGGCCAAGGAAUGGCAGACAGCAGAAGCUAAGUUUGAGCGGGACUUUUAUGAUGUUUGUCUGAAUGAAAUUUCACCACCAGGCACAAUUGUUGAGGCUGUUAAAAUUAAGCCAGAGCCUUAUAAUGCAGAAUAUAUUCUAAAACCUUCUGCUGAUUCAGCGUUCUUUAAAAUGAACACCCUAACAGGUGUAAUCUCUACCACUCGCUGGUUUACUCAGGGGAACCAGCAUGUUUUUAAUCUUGAGGUAUUGGAAAUAGGUAGUGAGCUCAGCGUUAGAGUGCAGAUAACUAUUCAGGAUGCCAAUGACAACUCGCCAACUUUUGAUCAGUCCUAUUAUGAAAUGUUGGUCAAUGAAAGUGUACCAGUUGGGAGCAAUAUAUUAACAGUUUCUGCUGUGGAUGAGGAUAAAGGAGAAAAUGGAUACAUAACAUACAGCAUUUCCAGUCUCCAUCCAGUACCUUUCAAAAUCAACCAGUUUUCUGGUAUCAUCAGCACCACUAAAGAAUUGGACUUCGAAUCCUCAUCAGAGAGCUUUAUGUUUGUUGUAAGAGCAUCUGACUGGGGGUCACCUUACAGGAGAGAGAGUGAAGUCAAUGUAACAAUACACCUGGAAAAUGUAAAUGAUAACCAUCCACUAUUUGAGAAGAUUGCAUGCCAGGGGGUGAUCUCUAGGGAUUUCCCAGUAGAUGAAGUGAUUACCACAAUGUCAGCAAUUGAUAUAGAUGAGUUAGAGCUAGUCAAAUAUAAAAUAAUUUUAGGGAACGAAUUGGGGUACUUUGACCUCAACCCAGAUUCAGGGGUCCUCUCACUGCGACGUUCUCUUGCUACAGCUAGUCCAAAGAAUGGUAUCUUUAGUCUUAAAAUAACUGCCACAGAUGGUGAGAAUUUUUCUGAUCCGAUGUUUGUUAACAUCUCAGUUGUUCAUGGGAAAUCUCCCCCUAAAAGUUUUAACUGUAAAGAGACAAGGGUUGCCCAAAAGUUGGCUGAAAAGUUGCUCAAAAAGUCCAAAGCUAACAACAAGCUUAAAAUAGAGGAAGGUUUUAUUGACCUUUUCUCUGUCAAUCGGCAAAUGCCCCAGUUUGACAAAGCUUUUCCCACAGAUAUUGCUGUGCAGGAAGACUUAAAAAUUGGCUCAAGCGUUUUCAAGGUAAAUGCCUAUGAUGGUGACACAGGUUUCAAUGGUGAGAUUCUAUACUCUAUUUCAGAUGGAAACAUUGACAGUUGUUUUACCAUCGACAUGGAAACUGGCCUUAUCAGUGUCUUCUUGCCCAUGGACAGAGAAAAGAGGGAUCGCUAUCUUCUCAACGUAACCAUCUAUGACCUUGGCCUACCACCGAAAUCUGCCUGGCGUUUGCUUACUGUCUACAUAGAGGAUGCUAAUGAUAAUGCACCCCAGUUUCUGCAAGACAGAGGCUAUGUAAUUGUCAUACCUGAAAACACUGCCAUAGGUACAGAUGUCAUCCAGGUUGAUGCCAGUGACAAAGAUCUUGGACCCAAUGGGGAAAUUGUGUACUCUGUUUUGUCUAGUACCUCCCAGUUUGGUAUCAAUUCCAGCAAUGGGAUAGUGUAUGUUGCUGGCCAACUAGACAGGGAGUUUGUUUCAGCUUUUAACCUGAAGAUUGAAGCGCGCGACAAAGCAGAAAAAGGGAGCCAGAGGUUUUCUGUGACCACUUUAAAAAUCAUAUUGGAGGAUGUCAAUGACUGCCCUCCACUUUUUAUCCCAAGUGUGUACAAAGCCAGAGCUCUGGAGGAUCUUCCAGUAGGAACAGUUGUGGCCUGGUUAGAAACCCAGGACCCGGAUUUGGGUUUGGGAGGGCAGGUCAGGUACUCUUUAGCCAAUGACUACAAUGGAUGGUUUGAGAUAGACAGGACCAGCGGAGCUAUUCGACUGAAUAAAGAGUUGGACUAUGAGACCCAGCAGUUCUACAAUCUCACUGUGAAGGCUAAAGACAAGGGGAGACCUGUCUCUCUUCUUUCUGUCACCUUUGUGGAAAUUGAGGUUUUAGAUGUAAACGAAAACCUCCACACUCCAUACUUUUCCCACUUCGCCUUGACAGGUUUAGUGAAAGAAAAUGCCAGGAUUGGAACUGCCCUACUCCAAGUCAGUGCUAAUGAUGAGGACACAGGAAGAGAUGGAGAAGUUCAGUACACAAUCAAUGAUGGGAGUGGACUGGGACGAUUUGCUAUUGAUGAAGAGACAGGAAUGAUCUACACCACCGAUAUGUUGGACCGUGAGACCAAGGACUCCUAUUGGCUCACAGUGUAUGCCAGUGACCGUGGUGUGGUUCCCCAGUUUGCAACUACUGAGGUGUUUAUCCAGGUGGAGGAUGUUAAUGACAAUGCCCCACUGACCUCAGAGCCACUUUACCGACCCUCAGUUCCCGAGAACUCUCCGCGUGAUGUUUCUGUGAUCAAGAUCCAGGCCCAGGACCCUGAUGCCACACCGCCUCUUACGGCCGAUAGGCUCAACUACCGCAUCAUCAGCGGAAACCCACAGAACUUCUUCACUAUCAACACCCGGACUGGAUUGAUAACUACAACCCCAAGGAAACUAGACCGUGAACAACAAACAGAGCACAUUUUAGAGGUGUUGGUGUCUGAUGGCGGCCCUAGUCCCAGGCAGAGUACAGUAUGGGUGAUGGUUCAGGUCCUAGAUGAAAAUGACAACAAGCCCACAUUUCCUGAGAAGGUCUACCAGGUCAAACUUCCAGAGAGAGAGCGGAGAAAGAAGGGGGAGCCCAUCUAUCGAGUGUUCGCUUAUGACCGGGAUGACGGGCCAAACAGCGACCUCUCCUACAGCAUCGUGGAUGGCAAUGAGGAUGGGAAGUUCUUCAUUGACCCAAAGACUGCAGUUGUAUCUUCACGCAAGGCUUUCAGUGCUGGAAGCUACGACAUCCUGACUAUCAAAGCAAUGGACAAUGGACGUCCUCAAAAGUCCUCCACAGCUCGCCUACACAUAGAGUGGAUCCGUCGACCCCCUCCCUUGACCCUGCCUCUGCUCUUCGAUGAGCCACUCUACAAUUUCACCAUCAUGGAGAAUGACAAGGUGGCUGAAAUUGUGGGUGUGGUGUCACUGCAGCAGAGCUCCACCUCCUUGUGGUUUGACAUCACAGGUCCCAGGUCUUUCCGUGAGAUGUUCUAUAUUCUGCAGAGUGCUUGUGGCAGGAACUGUUCCUCAGAAGGUGGGAACACCGACAGUGUGUUUGAUGUAGAGAAAGCUGUGGGUACCAUCAUAAUUGCCAAGCCUCUAGAUGCUGAACAGCAUUCCUUCUACAACCUGACGGUGCAAGCCACAGAUGGGAGCAACACUGCAUACACACAGGUUCAUGUCACUGUUAUGGACAACAAUGACAACCCUCCCAUCUUCUCCCAACCGACCUACGAUGUCACUAUAUCUGAAGACACGCCACCAGACACUAAGGUGGUCCAGGUCAUGGCAACUGACCGUGAUGAGCAUCACCGGCUGACCUACUCUCUGCAGAGCUCCAUUGACCCCAAUAGCAUGCGACUUUUCAGCAUUCACCCCACCCUGGGUACCAUCUACACUGCUCAGAGGCUGGACCAUGAGGCCUGUGCCCAGCACAUCCUUACUGUCAUUGUAAAAGACCAAGAGUUCCCAUACAGAAAAAACCUGGCUCGUGUGUUAAUAGAAGUGGAAGAUAUAAAUGAUCAUGUACCCAUAUUUACCAGUUCUCUGUAUGAAGGCUUUGUCUAUGAGUCAGCAGCAAUUGGAUCAGCCGUGGUCCAGGUUACUGCCCUGGAUAAAGACAAAGGCGAGAAUGCAGAGAUACACUACUCAAUUGAAGCAGGGAACAAUGGAAAUGCAUUUCAUAUGGAAUCAGUUUUGGGACUCAUUACUGUUGCACAUGACCUGGACCUGUCCAGCAUAGGCCAUUAUGUUCUCACUGUCAGAGCUACUGAUCAUGGCUCCCCUCCACUGUCCACCACCACUAUAGUGCGGAUUGCUGUCACCCUAUCAGACAAUGCUGGCCCAAAGUUCCCUCAGCCUGAGUACCAAGCUGAGAUCGUAGAGAAUGCAGCUGUGGGGACCUCUAUCACCACAGUCAGUGCGCUCAGCCAGUCAACCCUCACGUAUGAUAUCAAGCAAGGCAACACCAAUCGUUUUUUUCAGAUAAAUCAGUACAGUGGAGUUAUUACUACUCAAAUGCCUCUAGACUAUGAGACUACAGCAUCUUUCACCCUUAUAGUCCAGGCUAUCAACAUGGCUGGCAUGGCGUCCAAUGCUACUCUCCUAAUCCAGCUAGUUGAUGAGAAUGAUAACCCACCAGUUUUCCAGCAGCUUCACUAUCGUGGCAGCAUCAGUGAGGCAGCACCAGUCAACAGUGUGGUCUUAAACCCAGAUGACUCUCCUCUUGUAAUCAAGGCCACUGAUGCUGACCACAACCAAAAUGCUUUGUUGGUCUACCAAAUUGUUGAGGACACUGCAAAAAUGUUCUUCACAAUAGACUCUGGAACUGGCUCCAUCAGAACCAUUGCAAAUCUAGACCAUGAGACAUUUGCCACCUUCUACUUCCAUGUCCAUGUGAGGGACAGUGGCAGGCCGCAAUUGACAGCAGACAGUCCAACUGAAGUCACAAUACAAGUGAUUGACACUAAUGAUUCCCCACCACACUUCACCCAGAAUACCUAUGAAACAAUUCUGCUACUCCCCACAUAUGUGGGAGUAGAAGCAUUGCAGGUUUCAGCCACAGAUCCUGACAAAGAUGUCUCUACAGAGCUUACCUACUCUCUGACUGAUGGAGCACUGGAGCAUUUUGCCAUUAAACCUUCCAGUGGAGUCAUCAUAGUCAAACAUGUUAACUUCUCCAAAGAACGUUUUCGCUUCAGUGUCAAAGUUUCAGAUGGGAAAUUCUCUAGCACAGCUUUUGUGACCAUUCUUGUCCGAGAAGCUCUGGAUUCUGGUCUCAUAUUCACCCAUAGCCUUUACUCUUCAUCUAUUGAAGAGAAUGUUUCAAAUAUCACCAAGGUGGCUGUGGUCAAUGCUGUGGGAAACCAUCUAAAUGAACCAUUGAAGUAUACCUUGUUGAAUGCUGGUACAUGCUUCACAAUCCGUCCAACUUCUGGCGUGAUCCAAACCACGGGUAUACCCUUUGAUCGUGAAGAGCAAGAGUUCUAUGAACUAGUUGUUGAGGCUAGAAGGGAGCAUGACCGUCUGCACGUGGCCAGAGUUAUGGUUAGAGUCCAAGUUGAGGAUGUGAAUGAUAAUGUCCCUGUGUUUGUAGGACUUCCUUAUUAUGCAGCUGUUCAAGUAGAGGCUGAGCCAGGAUCACCCAUUUUCAGGGUAAUGGCAGUAGACGUCGACAAAGGGAUUAAUGGAGAGGUGUCUUACUAUCUCAAGGAUGACCACGGUCACUUUGAAAUCAAUCAACAGACAGGUAGUCUUAUACUCAAGAGAGCUUUUGAGUCUGACUUGUCCAAUGUGGAGUACCAGAUGGUGAUAUAUGCCAGAGAUGGUGGUUAUCCAUCUCUCUCAUCUACUGUAGAGUUCCCCAUCACCGUAGUCAACAAAGCCAUGCCUGUCUUUGACAAAUCAUUUUAUUCUGUCUUUGUAAAUGAGGAUGUGGCUGUGCACACCCCUAUCCUUGGCAUCAAUGCCACUAGUCCUGAGGGUCAAAACAUCAUCUAUACCAUUGUUGAUGGAGAUCCAUAUCUUCAGUUUGACAUUGGUUUUGAUACUGGAGUUAUAAGUGUCAUCCACUCUUUGGACUAUGAAGCAGUAUCCUCUUACCACCUGACUGUUAGAGCCACAGACUAUCUGACUGGUGCACGUGCUGAGGUUGAUGUAGAUGUGGUUGUCCAGGAUGCAAAUGAUAACCCUCCUAUCUUCCAGAAAAUGUCAUACAGAGUAGUUCUGUCUGAAACAGCCAUGAUUGGAACUCCAGCACUUCAAGUUAUUGCCACUGACAAAGACUCGGAGAAGAACAAUGUUGUCCGCUACCAGAUCUUCUCAGAUGUGCAUAACAGCACGGACUACUUUCACAUUGAUAGUAGCAGCGGAUUGAUCCUCACAGCACGUAUGCUAGACCCUGAACUAGUCCAGAGGUAUGACUUUAUUGUCAGGGCCACCGAUAAUGGCUUCCCAUCAUUGAGUAGUGAAGUAUCAGUCAUAGUUGUGGUGAAUGACAUGAAUGACAAUCCUCCAGUUUUCAACCAGCUGCUCUAUGAGGCAUAUGUGAAUGAAUUAGCACCUAGGGGUCACUUUGUAACCUGUGUCCAGGCCUCAGAUGCUGACAGCUCUGAUUUUGACAAGUUGGAGUACAGCAUUUUAUCGGGAAAUGAAAAAAUGAACUUCGUGAUGGACAUAAAAACAGGAAUUAUCACAUUGUCUAGCCACCGAAAGCAAAGAAUGGACCCUGUCUACAGCCUCAAUGUUUCAGUGUCUGAUGGGGUGUUCACCAGCACUGCACAGAUUCAUGUUAAGGUGUUGGGGGCCAACCUGUAUAGUCCAGUGUUUGGCCAGACUGUGUAUGAAGCUGAGUUAAGAGAGAAUGCUCCUGUUGGAACCAAAGUUAUACAGGUUAAGGCAACAGAUGCAGACCCUGGAGUGUUUGGUCACAUCAUUUAUUCCUUCAUUAAUGAUAUUGGCAUGGACAAAUUUAACAUUGAUGCAAGUGGUCAAAUCACCACUGUGGAAAAGCUUGAUCGUGAGGACCCAGGAUAUAAGGACAUUAUCUUGACAGUCGCAGCCAAAGACUCAGGUGGAUUUGUCUCUUACUGCACAGUGCAAGUUACUCUGUUGGAUGUUAAUGAUAAUGCGCCACACUUCUGCGCAACAGAGUACCGAGCUUCACUCAAAUCAGAUGUAGCUAACGGUUUUUUGGUGACACAGAUUCAGGCUUAUGAUCCUGAUGAUGGCAUUAACGCUAAAGUGACAUAUUCCAUUUACAGUGAGGCACAUGUUCCUGUGAUAGAUAUUCUGGAGAUAGACCCUGACAAUGGUUGGAUGGUGACCAAAGGCAGCUUUAGCCACUUGAGGAACACUGAAUUAUCUUUUUUUGUGAAGGCUGUGGAUGGAGGCAAUCCAGUCAGGCAUGCUUUAGUAUCUGUUUACAUCCAUGUUCUUUCUCCAGAUGCCUUUAUUCCUUCUUUUGGCCAACAUCAGUACUUAUUUAACAUACCAGAAGACACCCCCAUAGGUUCACCCAUAGGGACAGUGCAUCUAAGUCCUCCUCCUGGAUAUGUCUCAGUUUCUGCUACCUUUGCCCUGGUUAAUGGAGAGACAGCAGAAAACAACCAAGAUGCCAUGUUUGUGGUGGAAAAAGAUACAGGUUUAAUCAAGCUUGAUAAGCCCUUGGACCAUGAAAUGAUCAAAAGAUACCACUUCAAAAUCACUGCCACUGUACAGCAGGCUAUACUGGAUUCUGUGACUUCUAUUGAUGUUGAAGUCAAAGUGUUGGAUCUCAAUGACAACAAACCCAUCUUUGAGGCCAACUCCUAUGAGGCCACAGUUAUGGAGGGAACUUCAGUUGGAACCAGAAUCGUUCAAGUCCAAGCCCUCGAUACAGACUCAGGGGCCAAUGGUCAGGUUAUAUACAGUCUUGGGGUUUUAAUACAGCCAGAAGGGGAUUUAGACACACUGGUUGGCACCUUUAGCAUUGACAGCAACACAGCCUGGAUCUCCACAAGCAAGGAUGUGGACCAUGAGACCAAUCCAUCCUACACAUUCACAGUGGUGGCUUCAGACCUUGGGGAGACCCGGUCUCUUUCCAGUACGACCACAGUGACCGUUGCAGUGUCAGACAUCAAUGACAACCCACCAAGGUUUUUGGAGCAACACUACUUCGGUUCAGUUCAGGAGAGUGACCCACCAGGUGAGGUUGUGGCUGUGCUGAACACCAGGGAUGAUGACAGCUCUGCUGUUAACCGACAAGUCAGCUACCACAUCACAGGUGGGAACUAUCGUGGUGUCUUUGCACUGGGUCUGGUUCAGGGUGAAUGGAAGAUGUAUGUGAAGUGGCCACUGGACAGGGAGGAGUGCAGCCUUUACAUAAUCAAUGUAACCGCUAGUGAUGGACUCUUCGUUUCCCAAGCAACGGUGGAGGUGACAGUGUUAGACACCAAUGACAACAGCCCCAUUUGUAACCAGGCUGUGUACACUGCCUCUAUUCCAGAGGACAUCCCAGUCAGCAGUGUGCUGCUGAGGGUUGGAGCUACCGAUGCAGAUAUAGGCAUCAAUGCAUGGAUCAAGUACUCCUUACAUGGUCCUGGAUCCCAGGACUUCAGCAUGGACGUGGACACUGGUGAGGUGAAGUCAUCUGCGAUUCUUGACCAUGAAAUUACACCCAGCUACAGGCUGGUUGCCCAGGCAACUGAUGGUGGUGGGAGAGGGUGCCGUGCUGAGGUGCAGCUAACAGUGACUGAUGUGAAUGACAAUCCACCAAUCUUCACUCAGUCACAGUACACUGCAAGCGUCUAUGAAGACACAGCCACCAAAGCCCUGCUGACUCGAAUCCAGGCUAUAGACCCUGAUGAAGCAGGCCCUGGCCGUAUAGUGAUAUACUCACUGGCUGACUCUGCAGGAGGUUCUUUCUCCAUUGAUAAGUCCUCAGGCAUUGUGAUCCUUGAACGCAUUCUUGACCGUGAGGUUCAGCCCGCUUACCAAAUAACAGUCCUUGCGUCUGACUUGGGUUCACCGCAGCCCCUCUCCUCAUUGGUCAAUGUCACAAUCACUGUGCUGGACAUCAAUGACAACCCACCUGUGUUUGAGCGCCGUGAUCAACUGGCGACAGUGCCGGAAGAUGUAGGAGUCGGAACAGAGGUUCUGAGAGUUUAUGCUGCCAGCAAGGACAUCGGAACCAACGCUGAGAUCACUUACAGCAUUCGAUCAGGCAAUGAGCAUGGGAAAUUCCACAUCAACCCACUGACUGGUGCCAUUGUAGUUGCCCAGUCUCUGGACUAUGAGACAUGCAGGGACUACUUCCUGACAGUGGAGGCUUGUGAUGGCGGCACACCACCACUGAGUGCCAUCACCACAGUGAACAUAAAUGUGACAGAUGUCAAUGACAAUGCACCCAUGUUUAGCUCUGACCUUUACACUGCGGUUGUGUCAGAGGACGCUAUUAUUGGAGAGUCUGUCGUCCAGUUGGUAGCAGAGGAUGUUGACAGUCAGCUGAAUGGAGCCAUCCUUUACUCCAUCAUCAGCGGAGACCGAGGCAACCAGUUUUUCAUUGACCCACUCCACGGGGUCAUCAAAGUCAACAAGCAGCUGGAUCGUGAGACAGUUCCCAGCUACUCUUUGGCCAUCAGAGCUCUAGAUAGUGGAAUCCCACCCAUGUCCUCCACCGUGAUGGUCAACAUAGAUAUCUCUGACAUCAAUGACAACCCACCCAUCUUCUCUCCGGCCAAUCUCACUGCUGUCACACAGGAAAACAAGCCAAUUGGCACCAGUAUCCUGCAGUUGUCCAUCACAGAUCAGGACUCCUCCCACAAUGGUCCACCCUUUGACCUCCACAUCCUGUCAGGAAACGAAGGUGGAGAGUUUGUACUGGAGAAAGAUGGAACACUGGUGGCCAAUCAAGUGCUCAGGAGGGACCUGGCAACUGAAUAUGUCAUUCAGAUACAGGUGACAGAUUCAGGGAAGCCUCGUCUUUCUUCGUCUUCCAUCCUUACUAUUAGGGUGAUUGAGGAGAGCCUCCAUCGGCCAGUGGCUUUGCCACUCCAAGUUCAUAUCGUCACUAUGGAGGAUGAGUUUCCUGGUGGUGUGAUUGGCCAGCUGCACGCCACUGACGCUGACCCCUAUGAUGCACUGACCUUUGGCCAUGCCCCCCCAUCACAGCGCAGUCUCUUCAAGAUCAGUCCUCGUGAUGGCAAGAUCAUCGCCCUUGGAGGGCUGGAUGCAGGCAGGUACUCCCUCAAUGCCAGCGUUAGUGAUGGCCGCUUUGCUGUACCUGUACCUGUAAGUGUGCACGUGGAGCAGGCAACACCAGAGAUGUUGCAUGAGGCGGUGACGGUACGCUUUGAGAGCGUGGCUCCACAAGACUUUGUGGCAUUGCACUUGAAGAGCAUGUUGAAGGUGCUGCAACAGGCUGCUGCUUCGCAACAGCAGGACACAGUCCACCUGCUCAGUCUGCAACCAGUCGGUGGGACCCAACAGUUGGACAUGCUUAUUGCCGUGGAAAAAGCAGGGGAUGGGUACUACAAGGCAGCAUACCUCACCCAGAAACUCAGUGCAUCACGGCGGCAGCUCGAGGAAGUCCUCCGAGUGUCAGCCAUCCUGGAUAAGAACUGCUCGGGACUGGAAUGCCGCGGGGCACAGUGUGAACAGAGCAUCAUCCUGGACUCACACAACCUGGCUACAUAUAGCACCCCACGUGUCAGCUUUGUCUCACCACGCUUCCACCGGACCUCACGCUGCACAUGCACUGAUGCCAGCUGUACUGUCCUAUCAGGACAGUGUGAGGGCAAUCCGUGCCCAGCAGACAUGCAGUGUGUUUCCAUUGAGGCCACCAGAGGGACCUAUGCAUGCCAGUGUCCAUCAGGGAAACUUGGAGAAUGUGCAGGCCAUUCAUCUCUGAGUUUCUCAGGUAACAGUUACAUCAAGUACAGACUGUCUGAUCGGCUGCAGACAGAGCUGAAACUCAACCUUAGGAUCAGAACACUUCAGAGCCAAGGAAUCAUCAUGUAUACGCACACUGAACCCUGCAUCAUGCUAAAGUUGGAGGAGGGGAAGCUGUGGUUCCAGCUGGCCUGUGGCCUAGACGGUGAUGAUGACACUCCUGACAUGUUGGGCAUCUCUGGCCGUCGCAUCAAUGAUGGCAGCUGGCACACAUUGGCCCUGGAGUUAGAUCGCAACUUCAGCAGCUUGGCGCUAGAUGACAGCUACAUUGAGCGACGCCGUGGACCACCAUUCAUACGACCACUUGGGCUUGACAGAACCAUCUACUUUGGAGCACUGGUGCAGAACCCCAACUCUCGCAGCCUCAUGGACAGCCAAAAGGACCUUUUGGUGCUUGAGGGUUUUCAGGGCUGCCUGGACUCGGUCAUGCUAAACAACAAUGAGCUCCCACUGCAAAACAAACGCUCACGUCAUGCAGAGGUGGUUGGACUGACAGAGAUGAAGCUGGGCUGCAUCCUCUAUCCCGAUGCCUGCCUACAAAAGCCCUGCCGCAAUGGAGCUACUUGCACUAGCCUGCCCUCUGGUGGGUUCUCUUGCAGCUGUGGCCCCCAGUACACUGGAGGGCGGUGUGAGAUGGAGAUAACAGCAUGUGUUCCCAACCCAUGUCAGAACAGUGGUGCAUGUAAGCCCAUUGGCAACGCCUUCCUCUGCAGCUGUAGGAGAGGCUUCAAGGGUCUGACCUGUCAGGAAGAUGUGAAUGAAUGUGACCCCAGCAAUCCAGAGGGCGAGUGUGAGAACGGCGGCCUUUGUGUUAACACUUAUGGUUCCUUCUACUGUAACUGCACGGCAGGCUUCGUGGGCCAACGCUGCAGCCUACGGCCUGUUGUUGUCCCUGACAUGCAGGCAGGUCAUGCUGUGGUUGGUAAAGAAGAGCUGAUUGGCAUUGCUGUAGUUCUUUUUGUCAUCAUCACCCUCGUUAUCCUCUUCAUUGCUUUCCGAAAGAAGGUCUUCCAAAAAGACUACACGCGCAACAAUCUAUCGCUGGUGCAGGACCCAGCCACUGCAGCACUCCUCAACAAGGCCAAUGGUGUUCAGUUCAAGACCCUACACUGCACACCAGGAGACCCCCUCAACCUUUACACAGAGCCAACAUUGGGUCCAACCAUGGUGGGGGCAGGUGUAAUAAUUGGACCUCCGCAGGUUCCUGUGAGGCCAAUGGCAUAUACACCUUGUUUCCAAGGAGACCCACGGUCCACGCUGGAGAGGAUGGUGGAUGGGCAUGGUGUUGAACAUACAGAGAUGAGCACCUUUCACCCUGAGUCACCGAGGAUCCUGUCAGGAACUACCAGGAGGGGAGUGGUGGUGUGCAGCGUGGCUCCCAACCUGCCACCAGUGUCACCCUGUCGGUCCGACUGUGACUCCAUACACAAGAGCCCAUGGGACAGUGACGAGGGUAAGAUGGUUGACAUGGCAGAAGAAGUAACAGGUAGCAACAAAGGCAGCAACUCUGAAAUCCAAUCACUAAGUUCCUUCCAGUCUGACUCCUGUGAUGACAAUGCCUCCAUAGUGACUGUCAUUCGACUGGUCAAUGAUGCAGUCGACACAAUCGAAAGUGAAGUGUCAGUUAUGGAUCAUGGUCAAACCUACAACAGAGCAUAUCACUGGGACACAUCAGACUGGAUGCCAAGCACCAGGCUGUCGGAUAUCGCAGAGGUGCCAGGCUACGAGGCAGGUCCUGGCAGCAAUGUGGUAGCCUCAGCUUCUCACCUUGGAGGAAGCACUCGUGAACUGGAGUCAGACUAUUACCUGGGAGGCUAUGACAUCGACAGUGACUACCCCCCUCCCCAAGAAGAAGAGUUCUUGAGCCAAGACCAGCUGCCACUUCCUCUACCCACAGGUGAAGACUUUCCUGAGCCUUACACACCAAUUCCUGCCAACCAUCCAGUCUCCAAGGAGAGCACCCUGAGCUCAUGCAGCACUGAGCAUCAGCAUGCCAGGCCACACUUCCACCCAAGCCAAUACUUGCCUCCACACCAGCUACCCCUUGGUGAGGUGCCCCACGGGAACUUCAGCACUUCAUUGAGUUGUGUAACCACGGGAAAUGGGGACACUGAUGAAUCUCUGCCAGUGAAUGUGCGACUAUCUGUUCGUGCCUCAUCAGCCUCGGACAUGCUGCCCCCGUGCGGGCUGGAUGAUUCUGAACAUUGCAGUGACUUUGACAGUAUGGACGAGCUUCGUCGAGGGGAGACCAUCAUCACUGACUCACAGCAACAGACCGAGGUGUGAUUGAUUGACCAGUACAGGGAUGUAUAAUGGGCCAGAAGGAGCAUAACAUUGGUUCAGAAGGCAGGAGAAGAAAUGCUUCUUUCAGCAAUGUUAGGCACUGCUACAACCAUAGACAUUAACAGUGACCUUAAAACCACAACUUAAUUAUUCCAAGUACUGUCACCUCUGUCAAGAAAAGGAAGUGUUAACCUGUCCCUGCUGUGGUGAACAAUAAGUGGGUCCUUCUUGUUCCAAUGUAAAUGAGAAGGAUCAAUUCAAAAGUGACUGCAUAUUACAGAUGCAGUUUAGAAAAUAAGACUAAAGAAAGGAGACAAUCAAGUAAGUGACAGGGUUGUUUCUUUCCCUGCACCUUCACAAAAGCCCAUCAGAGCAAUUCUUCUGACACAAAUCCCCCUUUUUUUUUGUUCCCCCUUGAUUUGUAAACUUUGUAUUGCUCCAAGAUUGUACAGGCUUUGUAGAAUAGAUGAUCUUACUGGUGAGUAAGUAUGAAACAGUGUUGUGGCCACAUUUAAAAAUCUCUUAUUUGUUUUAAUGUGGAAUGUGCUGGUUUCUUUUCCAAAAAACAAACAAACAAACAAAAUCAAGCCUUCCCCCCUUCUAGCCAUGGUCCAUGGUCCAGCCAUCCUCUGUCAUUUACCUGUCAUUGAUCUUUUUGCCUUAUUUUUUGUGCGAAAGCCAAGAGAUGCUAUAGUAGUCAAUAUAUUUAAGGCGUCAAGAUCACAAAUUAAUUGUCUUAGCUACAGAUAAAGAUUAUUACACUGCGAUUACACUGGAUGCACAGCCAUGCAAAACAUCCAGCAACCCCCACUAGAUGCGCUUUGAUUCCAGCAUGGCACAGCACUGCCAGACAGCUAGAGUCGCAAGACUGAGGAGUUCCAGUGAUAAUUACAUAAUCACUUGUGUCCAUGUUAUAGGUAUGUGUUAUGAACAUAACAACACAAAGUGUUCCCAACCUAAGGGUUAGUAGAAAAGCUUGUAUUUGUCUCUUUUUUGUUUUAUUUUGAAAAUGAACCAGAUGUUAUGUUGUUGUUUCAUUGCGUGACUUCCUGUCUGCUCUGUGCUGAAUUCGACUGAAUUGCUGCGUUCAGCAUUCUGGAGGGCUCCGGAGCUGGAAUGGAACAGAUGCACAGCGCAAUGGACCUGGUGGAAGUUAACACAUCAUCUAGUAUCUGGGGUUAUACUUGGAAAAAAUAUGUAAUUCAAAUAUUACCUGAAUAUAUGAAUACACACACACACACACACACACACACACACACACAUUUCUCUUGAAUUGAUGUGGAGCAGUUUUAUAUCUUCUUUAAGUAAAGGAUCUGGAUACUUCAUUCAUAUUUUCAACAAAAUACAAAUAUUUGACACAAAUAGCACCGUAACACCAAGUGCAUUUUCCUAUUAAAAUGACAUAAUACAUUUUUAUUCAGAGGUAGAGUAGUAAUGUUAAGAUAAAAUUCCUUAAAAUGUAUAUUAGCAACCACAUCUGCUCUCAGCAUCAGUCAUUAUGUUGUGGAUUUGUAUUAGUGAUUGAAGUAAGCUUUUUUGUGCCAUGUUCUAAAAUCCUACAUGCAUGCAGGCAAUAUGUCAUUGUAAUUGUUCAAUCUAGGUGAAAAAAAAACAUUGUGAAGGAAACAAUGCCAUUGCUUUGGAAAUAUAUGACAAAAAUAAUUGACAAGCACCAACCGUUUAGGCUAUAAGCUGGAGUUGUUGUCCAUAUUUGGUCUUGUUCCCCCCCCACCUAAUAUUUUUAACACAUCAUUCCCCAAAACAUAUGCGGAGCAGACCCAUUUUUAGCAGUAAUGCGUCCCAGUGUUCUGUUUCUUUUUAGCAUCUUCACCAUGACUGCAAACAGAAGUCAAAACCUUAUCCAGGGCACUAAUGGAAUGUUUUCCAUUUUGCCUCCAGGACCGAUAGCACAUUCAAAUGCUUCUGAUCAUCACUGUAUUUUACUAUAAUCUGCCUGAUCAGUUCAGGUAUGCCAUUCCUUACUUCUUUCUACAGGAUGUUUUACUUUAAAUCUCUGUACAGUGUACAUAGUUAGGUUGUUAAAGUGCAGAUUUUGUAGUUAUGGAAAUGCGCCUUUUUUCUUUUUUUCUUUUCAGGGGACUGUUUGAUGUGAAUGUGGACAGUAAGAUACUGUUGAAUAUCAAUUAUUUCCACAUAAUUCCUCUGUCACUGACUGCCUGAAUGCAGUUUCAAUAUUAUAGAUUAAUUUUGCACAGUAUUAAAUCCAGAUGUCCCAGAAAACGUUUUUUAUUUUGUUUUGUCAAAACAUGUUUAUGGUUACAACAGAAUCUUUUUAUACAGUUCUUUAAUCUGUAUUGUUUGAUGAAUUCCCGAUGUUCAAGGAUAUUGGGCAGUGUCAAAAUAUGUCCUUUAUCUGCACAAACUGAGUAUACAAAGUAAUUGCUUUUGUUAAGCUUUUUUUUUCUCAGUUCACUCAAAAUAAAAAGAUUCUUGUGCACCAUA